AUGGCUCACGUGGACGCUGAGUUUGCUGUGCAGGACAGCAGCAUUGCUCGAGAGUGGAGUGGACAGCUCCAGCCCGCUCUGGUAGCAACUUUUCUUUUUCUUAUCUGCCUGGAGGCCGGCCUGUGGCUGAGGAACGUGACACUCAAGAGAAAACUGCCGGGGCCUUUCGCCUGGCCCGUGGUAGGCAAUGCCAUGCAGCUUGGCCAGAUGCCUCACAUCGCCUUCGCCAAACUAGCUGAAAAAUAUGGUAACGUGUACCAGAUAAGGUUAGGUUGCAGUGACAUUGUGGUCCUGAAUGGUGACAAAGCAAUACGUCAAGCUCUCAUACAGCACAGUAAGGAAUUUGCCGGUAGACCAAACUUUGUGUCUUUUCAGUAUGUGUCAGGAGGGAAAAGUCUGACUUUUACCACUUACAGCAACGAGUGGAGGAUGCACAGGAAAAUUGCUCAAUCCACGAUCAGAGCGUUCUCAUCUGCCAACAGCCAAACCAAAAAAGCUUUUGAGUGGCAGAUUGUUGCAGAAGCUCAAGAACUGGUUGAGACUUUCCUUAAACUCAGUGCUCAGGGUCAGUAUUUCAACCCUGCCCAUGAGCUGACAGUGGCUGCAGCUAAUGUGAUUUGUGCCUUAUGCUUCGGAAAACGUUACGGACACGAUGACGCUGAGUUCAGAUCCUUGCUACAGAGGGUUAACGACUUUGGACAGACUGUUGGAGCUGGCAGCCUGGUGGAUGUGAUGCCGUGGCUUCAGGCCUUUCCAAAUCCAGUUCGCAGUGUCUUCAAGAACUUCAAACAUCUUAACAUGGAGUUUUUCAAGUUUGUUCAGGGCAAAGUAGAAGAGCACAGAAAGACCUUUGAUCCUGAGGUAACACGGGAUAUGAGUGAUGCUAUCAUCGGAGUCAAUGAAGAAAUUGAGAGUGGCAAAGGACUUGGCGAGGGGUUCACUGAAGGGACCGUGUCAGAUCUCAUUGGUGCGGGUCUGGACACUGUUUCUACUGCUCUGGAUUGGAUACUACUUCUCCUGGUAAAACAUCCUGAAAUCCAAACGACGCUUCAGCAGCUCGUGGACAAGGUUGUGGGGCCAAACAGACUUCCCUCUGUGGAGGACAGAGGUCACCUGGCCUAUUUGGAUGCAUUCAUCUACGAAACAAUGCGAUUCAGCAGUUUCGUGCCCGUCACCAUCCCUCACUCCACAACCUCAGAUGUUACUAUUGACGGUCUUCACAUUCCAAAAGACACGGUGGUCUUCAUCAAUCAGUGGUCUAUCAAUCACGACCCCAUGAAGUGGCAGGACCCGCAGAACUUUGACCCCUCACGGUUCCUUGACAAAAACGGCUCCCUUGACAAAGAUGUAACCAAUCAUGUUAUGAUUUUCUCUGCGGGAAAGAGACGCUGUAUUGGUGACCAGAUUGCCAAAGUGGAGAUUUUUUUGUUCUUUGCGAUCCUUCUGCACCAAUGUCAUUUUGAAAAAUGCCCCGAUGAAGACUUGUCUCUAAAUUGUGCCUAUGGUUUAACACUGAGGCCUUUGGAUUUCAAAAUCACCGCCAAACCCAGGCGAGGAGCAUUUUAA
Molecule: messenger RNA, 1566 nt
Organism: Nerophis lumbriciformis (worm pipefish)
Lineage: Eukaryota; Metazoa; Chordata; Actinopteri; Syngnathiformes; Syngnathidae
Source: RefSeq, a predicted model, not a curated record